CCCCUAGCUCUCAAUGACGUCGGCCAGCUCCUGCGCUGCUCUUUCCUUGUUAUUGACAGCUCCGCCCCAGCUCUCGCUCCGCCCCACCUUCCCUCCCUGUUUAAGAUUCAUCAUCUAUAGGUCGUGCCGCCUUCUGGUCUCUCUACACUGUACCAAUUCCUUCCCCAAAGGCCCCACUACCAACACCACCCGGCCAUCCAACCCUCCGAGUGCGCGUGCCCGUUCUUCCCAGCCCUCCCUUCUCUCUCCUCCCCACCGAGUCUGAGCCAUCCCACGCGCGCGCGCGCGCGCGCGCGAUCCCCGGCUGUCUGGAGUCAGUUGCUCCGGCGUCCGCGCGCGCUGGUCUGUCCGUGCCCCUGCCCCUGCCGCUGCUGCCGCCGCGGGGGCCGCCGGGGCCUCGUCCUGUCGCCGCCAGCGGAGCGCGAGCGCCGGGACCCGGGCGCGCGGCCCCCCCGCCCAGGCUCAGCCAGCCAGAACAUACCCAGUAUGUGUGAGCAGUUCUGUAGAGCUCCAGGAAUGCUGACUAUUUGCCAAGCCAGAGAAAUGCAUUUUUGACUAUAAAACUGCUAAAUUCCCAGAUCAGCUAUUUUUCCUGAAGGACUUUAAAUGGAUAUUUACAAUAUAUCUACAGAGAUAGACUAAGAAUGACCUACCAAGGUAUGUAGAUUGUAAGUAGUUCAUGAACUUUUUCAACUUUGACUUAGAAUUUUAUUGAUAGAUAUUCGUAAAUUGUAGCACAGAGUAUUAUAUUAUUUAAUAAAAAUGCUUAUUUCCAAUGGACUUUAUUUACCUGAGCAGCUUUUUCAUAACUCAAGGCAUUCUAAACUUUCAUCCCUAAUUUAUUCAGACCCUCAUAAUAGUAUUAUACUCUGUUUACAAGGCCCCACUUGCCAGUUGGGAUAAUUGCCCUACAUAAUUAAAGAAAACCCAAACCAGCUGUUUAAAAAAAAAAAAAAACAUGCAAAGUUUUUUUUUUGUUGUUGUUGUUGUUUUUUAAAGACAGGUUGCCAUUGCUAAAUGGUUUCCUGGCUCUCUUCUCUGAAUGCCAAUUACCACUCUAAAAUUUGACCAGUGAUAUCAUAGAUCUUUUUUUUCAUUAUCUAAUAAAUUUACCCAAUUACAUUCAAGCUUACACUUCCUUACUCAAGAGUCAUCUGGUAUUCUGUCUUCUUCCUCAAAUUUUAUUUACAAAAUUCUUUUCUCAAUGUAAUGCAAGAAGCAAUUAUCAAAUACUUAACCAUGGUCACUCCUUAACCACUUAGUACUCUGUUAGUUAAUGCUUCUGGUCUGUUUCUUUCUUCAAAUUUAAAAGAGGCAUGCCUUUCUAGAACUACUCUCCUCUUUGUAACAAAAUCUCUUCUUUCUAGUUCUUUUAGGAAAAAAAAAACUUAUUUAUUUUUCUCUGAAGAGCCCCCCCCCCAACAUUACUCUCUCUUUCUUUUCCUCUUCCCCUAUACCCUAAUUUGGUUUUCUUUCUCUUAUAAGUUUCCUUUUCAGCUAGAAUAUUCCAUCUGAAUUUCCUUUGUGUACUAAUCCAAUACAGUCCAAUGAACACUUAUUAAAUGCUUUGCUGAGUGCCAAGUACUAUGCUAAAGGCGGGGGCUAUGAUUCAUUUUUUUAAAAAAAAGACAGUCCCUGCCUGAAGAAGUUUACGAUCUAAAGGGGAGUAAAUACACAAAAAGAGGGGGGCAAUAAAGUAGGGCAAUCUCGGACAUCUUGUUCCAUGAAAUUGAAGUAAGACCAAGAACAGUGGUUCUCUAAAAUAGUAGUGUGUCAAGUAAAAACAUCCUUUUUGGCCAUAUCUUGACUUAGAAAAUCAUAAGUUAGAACUGAUCCAACCAUUCUGAAAAGCAAUUUGGAACUGUACUCAAAGGAUUUUAAAACUAUGCCUAUACCCUUAGAUCCAGCAAUAUCGAUGACUAAGUCUGUAACAUAAAAAAAGUUUUUUAGAAAGAGGAGAGGGCAGACCUACAUGUACAAAAAUAUUUAUAGCAACUCUUCUUAUAGUGACUAAGAAUUGGAAAUUGAGGGAAUGCCCAUCAAUUGGGGAAUAGCCUCACAAGCUGUGGGUAUAUGACUAUGAUGGAAUAUUAUUGUGCUAUAAGAAAUGAUCAGUAACAGAAUCAAAACACUUUUGAGGAGACACAGAGUGAAAGGAGAGAGAAUAAAUGAGGGGAAAUACAAAUAUCAAUAGUAAUUGUAUUUCAAAUUUCAAAUUUGAAAUACUAUUUCUAAUAGUAUUUUGAAUUUUAAAGCAAGUUUCUCUGAUAAUGCCUCAUUUCUCAAAUAUAGAGGAAACUGAGUCAAAUUUAUAUAAAAUAGGAGCCAUGCCUAGAUUGAUAAAUGAUCAAAACAUAUGAUCUGUGCCCAAAGGGCUAUAAAUUUAUGCAUAUCCUUUGACCUAACAAUACCACUACAAGGCAUGAAUGUCAAAAGAGAUUCAACAGAAAAAAAAAAAAGGAAAAUGACUUAUAUGUACAAAAAAAAUGAUAGCAGCUCUCUUCUCAGGGCUUUUUUGCCCUGAGAAUUUUGAAAAUUGAGGGGAUGCCCAUCAAUUGGGGAAUGACUCCAUAAACUGUGGUAUGUGUUUGUGAUGGAAUAUUGUUAUUCUAUGGGAAAUGAUGAGCAGGAUGUUCUUAGGGAAAAAAAUUAUGGAAAGUCCUCCAUGAACUCAAACAAAGUGAAAUGUAUUAUAUACAAAGUAAUAGCAAUGUUCUGGAAUGACUAGUUUGCUGUUCUCAGUAGUUCAGUCAUCCACAACCACUCUGAAGGACUUAUGAAAAAUCCUAUUCGUAUCCAGAGAAGACACUGAUGUAUCUGAAUAGAGAUUGAAGUAUUCUUUCUCUUUCUAUCUCUCUCUUUUUUUUUAACUUAAUUUUUCUUGAGGGUUUUUAUUUUUAUUAGAGUGGGAGAUCCAUGUUUUCUUUCACAAUUGGACAUUUAUGGAAAUGUUUUGCAUAAUUUUACAUGUGGUUUUUUAAAAUUGUGGGUGGGAUAAGGGAGAAAACCUAGAACUCAAAAAUUUUGAAAAAAAUGUAAAAAAAUUGUUUUGAAUGUAAUGGGGUAAAUAUUAAAUAAAUAAAAAAAGAAGAGAAAAGAAAGUAAGAAAGAAAAAGAAAUUACCAUCAAGAUGCUUUCAGAAAAACCUGAAAUGACUUCCAUGAACUUAUUCAAAGUGGAGUGAGCAGUACCUGGAGAACACAAUGAUAGCAAUAUUGUACAAUGAAGAACUGUGAAUCAUUUAGUUCUUCUGGGCAGUACAGUGAUCCAAGACAAUCCCAAAGGACUCUUGACAAAACAUAUUCUCCACCUCCAGAGAAAGAACUGAUAUUGUUUGAAUACAGACUGAAGCAUGAUAUAUUCUUUCCUUCCUUCUUUCCUUCUUUUUUGUUUGAGUCUUCUACAAAAUGACUAAUAUGGAAAUGUUUUACAUGAUUUGCAUAUGUAUAAUCUAUGUCAGAUUGCUUACUGUCUCAGGGAGGGGAAAAAGGAGAAAGGGAAGGAUAGAAUUUGGAACUCAACAUUUUUUUUUAAAUGUUAAUUGUUUUAACAUGUAUUUGGGGGAAAAUAAAUUUUUAAAAAAUCAUAAUUUAACAUCAUCUGUGCUGUUAUUGAUUGCUUUCAGUUGUAUCUGACUUUUUGUGAUCCCAUUUGUUUUGUUGUUGUUGUUUUGGUUUUUUGUUUUUUUAAGCAUAAAAAUAGAAGAGUUUGCUGUUUCCUUCUGUGAUUCAUUUUACAGGUGAGGAAACUGAAGCAAAGAGUUAAGUAACUUGUCCAGGGUCACACAGCUAGAAAGCAUCUGAAAAUAGAUUUGAACUCAAGAUGUCUUCCUGACUUUAGACCAGGAAAUGUUAAUGAAAACCAAUGCUGAGACUGCUGGAGUUUUCAUUGGAAACAACAGAAUUCUUUAAUUUACCAUCUGCCCCUGUAACGGAACAGUUAUUUUUGAUGAUAGUUGACCAUCAUUUAGAGAUGGACAUAGGGCUGAAUCAUAACCACAGGUGCUGCGACAAAGAACACUUUAAAGAUGCAUAAAAGUCUGUUUAAAGUGAAGAGGAAGAACUGGAUAAAAUAAUGAGGUUUAAAAGGGAAAAUGUACACUCUUCAGCCAAUUGAGAUUCAGCUCUUGGAGAAUACUUCUUUGAACCUCAUGGAUUAGCUGGAAUUUGGACUGUGAAGCCCUUGCUGAGAAGAGCUUUCAAGCUUUGAUCACCUGAACAGACUCUAGCAAUGGCCAGCAAACGGAAAUCUACCACCCCUUGCAUGAUACCAGUAAAAACUGUGGUGUUACAGGAAACAGAAGCAGACCCUGUUGAAGGUUUUAACGAAGGAACUCAGCAAGAGUUACCUCCUGAAACUUCUACUGUUAAUGAUGCUGUUAACAACAACAAUAAUAAUAAUGGAACACUAUCUAAUGGGCAUCGAAGUACUUUUGAUGGUGAUUCUUACAUAUGUAAAUAUUGUGAUUUUGGGUCUCAAGACAUGAAUCAAUUUAUGGGGCAUAUGAACUCAGAACACACAGACUUUAAUAAAGACCCCUCUUUUGUAUGUAUUGAAUGCAAUUUUAUGGCAAAAACCUCUGAAGGGCUUUCACUCCACAAUGCCAAAUGUCAUACUGGUGAAAUCAGCUUCAUUUGGAAUGUGGCCAAACAGGACAAUCAUUUAACUAUAGAACAAAUCAUCUCUGAUAGCACCAGCAGUCACGACCUUUCAGGGGAAUCCUAUGAAGAAGGGAUAGAUGGACAAGCUGAAAUUAUUAUUACUAAAACUCCAAUUAUGAAGAUAAUGAAAGGGAAAGCUGAAGCCAAAAAAAUUCACACACUGAAGGAGAACUUGCCAAAUCCAUCUGCUGGAGAGAAUUUAUUAAAUCAGCCAUCUGGAGAGAACUUACUCAGUCAGUCAGUUGGUGAAACUGAGAUGAAAGAGAGUGACCAUUCUUUCACCAAUGGAUCUGUCCCGGUCAGCCAGGCAACCAGCAACCCUGUGAAAACUUCACACGUUGCCAAUGGCCCGCUAAUUGGAACCGUGCCUGUUUUACCUGCUGGCAUAGCUCAGUUUCUAUCUAUUCAACAGCAGCCCCAAGUGCAUACACAACACCAUCACCACCAGCCACUGCCUACAUCUAAGUCACUUCCCAAAGUGAUGAUUCCAUUGAGCAGCAUUCCAACAUACAAUGCAGCCAUGGACUCAAAUAGCUUCCUGAAAAACUCUUUCCAUAAGUUUCCUUACCCAACCAAAGCUGAGCUUUGCUACUUGACUGUUGUGACCAAGUACCCUGAAGAACAACUAAAAAUUUGGUUUACUGCCCAAAGAUUGAAGCAAGGUAUCAGUUGGUCCCCUGAGGAGAUAGAAGAUGCAAGGAAAAAGAUGUUUAACACAGUUAUCCAGUCAGUACCUCAGCCUACAAUCACAGUUUUAAAUACUCCUUUGGUUGCCAAUGCUGGCAACGUCCAACAUCUCAUUCAGGCUGCCUUACCCGGUCAUGUUGUUACAGGGCAACCAGAAGGUACAGGCGGAUUGCUGGUUACUCAGCCAAUAAUGGCCAAUGGGCUACAGGGGACAAGUUCCUCUCUCACCUUAGCGGUUACCUCUGUUCCCAAGCAGCCAGCUGUUGCACCACAUAACACUGUUUGCUCAAAUACUGCAUCCACCGUGAAGGUGGUAAAUGCUGCUCAGUCUCUGCUCACUGCAUGUCCAACUAUAACUUCCCAAGCUUUCUUAGAUUCUAGCAUCUACAAAAAUAAAAAAUCUCAUGAACAGCUAUCAGCUUUGAAAGGUAGCUUUUGUAGGAAUCAGUUCCCUGGACAAGGUGAAGUAGAGCACUUGACCAAAAUCACAGGCCUCACUACAAGGGAGGUUCGAAAAUGGUUCAGUGAUCGAAGAUAUCAUUGCAGAAAUCUGAAAGGUACUCGGAGCAUGUUACCCGGAGAUAGUAGUUCUAUGAUUAUGGAUUCCACACCUGAUGUUACCUUCACUCUGUCACCCAAAGCACCUGACUUAGCCUGUGUGACAACAGCAACAACACCAGGAAUUCAUCACUCAGCCAAACGGCAAUCCUGGCAUCAGACACCAGAUUUCACCCCAACAAAAUAUAAGGAGAGAGCUCCAGAACAGCUCAGAGCCUUGGAAAGCAGUUUUGCACAAAAUCCUCUUCCCCUUGAGGAAGAAGUAGACCGACUGAGAAGUGAAACCAAAAUGACCAGAAGAGAAAUCGAUAGCUGGUUUUCAGAGCGGCGGAAAAAAAAGUCCGCAGAAGAGAAUAAAAAAUCUGAAGAAGCAGCUUCUCAGGAGGAAGAAGAGGCUGAGGAAGAUUGCGGUGAAGAGGAUCCCGCUGAUGAGUGGAGGGCUUCAAAUGAAAAUGGCUCUUCAGAGGCUGCUGGUAGUGACCAUCCUCGAGUGGAGCGGAAAGUCAGCCCCAUCAAAAUCAAUCUCAAGAAUCUGAGAGUGACAGAGGCCAAUGGCAGAAACGAAUCAGUAGGACUGAGUACUAAUGACCACGAGGAUGAGCAAGGUUUGAGCAAAUCCCUGGAACAACCCAAGAACAAAGUGAAUUAUAAAAAGACUGCCCAGCAAAGGCACUUGCUCAGGCAGCUGUUUGUCCAAACCCAGUGGCCAACAAAUCAGGAAUACGAUGGUCUUGUCUCCCAGUCUGGCUUGCCCAGGGCAGAGGUCGUGCGCUGGUUUGGAGACAGCAGAUAUGCACUUAAAAAUGGACAACUGAAGUGGUAUGAGGAUUAUAAGCAUGGUAAUUUCCCCCCUGGUUUAUUGGUCAUCAGUCCAAGCAAUAGAGAGCUGCUUCAGGAUUAUUAUAAAACCCACAAAACGCUGUAUGAAGAUGAUCUUCAGGGCCUAUGUGACAAAACUCAGAUGAGCUCACAACAAGUUAAAUUGUGGUUUGCUGAAAAAAUGGGUGAGGAAACCCGAGCUGUAUCUGACACUUGCAGUGAGGACCAGUAUUCCAGUACUGGAGAACAAGCAGGAAAUCACAAAGGAACAUGUGACACCUAUUCAGAAGUGUCUGAGAAUAGUGAGUGCUGGGAGCCCAGUGGCCAGGAGAUCAGUUCAGAACCUUUUGAUACACUGAGCCCUCAAGCUGGAAUCCAGCUAGAAGCAGAUUGAAUUUACACUGACUGCUAUGAAGGAUCUGCCAAAUAUGGGAAGAUGUCAAAUGGAACGGGUCAGAUCUGAACCUCUGCUGCAGGGGCCAGUUUCAGUGCCUGCUGCUGUGAGACUUUUACCCAAGCACACUGGGGAGAAGCUGUUGGGAACUCACUGGUCACACCAGAGCUCUUCACAGCCAACUUAGGAUGAGAUGCUGAGCUGGAGAGCAGGGUUCAUGUCAGAUUCUUUCUCCCGCAAUAUAGGACCUCUUCUUUGCCUUCCAGUGGAUAAAAUAUUUCAGAUUUCUUAUUCAUGUACAACAGAACCAACUUUUUUAACAUAUACAUCUGCCUAUACACAUUUAAUAAAACAUCAAAUUAUAAA
This is a messenger RNA of Antechinus flavipes (yellow-footed antechinus), 7485 nucleotides long. RefSeq names its product zinc fingers and homeoboxes 3 (gene ZHX3). Gene Ontology annotation, molecular function: DNA binding; DNA-binding transcription factor activity, RNA polymerase II-specific. The record is from RefSeq and is a predicted model, not a curated record. NCBI's taxonomy places the organism in Eukaryota, Metazoa, Chordata, Mammalia, Dasyuromorphia, Dasyuridae. The coding region runs from base 4231 to 7119 and encodes 962 amino acids. Gene Ontology annotation, biological process: regulation of transcription by RNA polymerase II. The transcript is spliced from 6 exons. Gene Ontology annotation, cellular component: nucleus.